This is a messenger RNA of Amphimedon queenslandica, 656 nucleotides long. Its product is annotated as zinc finger and SCAN domain-containing protein 31-like. NCBI's taxonomy places the organism in Eukaryota, Metazoa, Porifera, Demospongiae, Haplosclerida, Niphatidae. Gene Ontology annotation, molecular function: nucleic acid binding; zinc ion binding. The record is from RefSeq and is a predicted model, not a curated record. The transcript has a single exon. The coding region runs from base 228 to 602 and encodes 124 amino acids.
GCUUUUUUGACAGCUUUUGAACGAGCUGUGGAUGCCCACAAUGUGGACCAGAAAGACUGGGCAGCAAUGCUAGCUUCACAACUAACUGGGAAGGCUCUCAAAGCUUAUGCUGCAAUGGCAAACGCAGACUCUAAGGAUUAUAUGAAGGUUAAAGUGACAUUAAUGAAGAAACCCACAGACAACGAUUUUGCUCAGCCAACAUAAAAAGAACAGAGACACCGUUGGAGAUGCUGACACCGAUUACAGACCUUGCAGAUAAGUGGUUGGUGUCAUGCACAACUAGGGAGAAAGUUAUUGACUGUGUUAUAUUGGAGCAGUUUGUGAAUGUGUUACCAGAAGAAGCAAGGACAUGGGUCAAAGAGCGUAAACCGAGUUCAAGCAAGGAAGCAGGUCAGUUCGCGGAAAACUUUCGACAAGCAAGAAUGGACAAGUGGGAGGCAGCAAUUGGGAGGAAGGUUGAGGAGAAAAGAUGUCACAAUUGUAAGAAGGUGGGUCACCUGGCUAAGGAUUGCUGCCAAUUGAAAGAUGUAGACAAGAAUAGCAAAGAAGAUAAAGACAAACCUAGAUUACAUGCUACAAUUGUAAAGCCAGAGGACAUAUAGCAAAGAACUGCCCAAAAGCAAUGUUUUGUGGUUUACGAGAGGAGUCGUUAAAUC